Nanorana parkeri is the source of this 1823-nucleotide messenger RNA. Its product is annotated as disks large homolog 3-like. Gene Ontology annotation, molecular function: protein binding. NCBI's taxonomy places the organism in Eukaryota, Metazoa, Chordata, Amphibia, Anura, Dicroglossidae. Gene Ontology annotation, biological process: chemical synaptic transmission. The annotation marks the transcript as partial. Gene Ontology annotation, cellular component: neuromuscular junction; neuron projection; postsynaptic density membrane. The record is from RefSeq and is a predicted model, not a curated record. The transcript has 15 exons.
GGCUGGGAUUCAGUAUUGCCGGAGGAAUUGGGAACCAACACAUUCCGGGAGACAACAGCAUCUACAUCACCAAGAUCAUUGAGGGGGGUGCAGCCCAGAAGGACGGGAGGCUGCAGAUUGGAGACCGGCUCUUAGCAGUAAAUAACACCAACCUACAGGAUGUCCGACACGAGGAGGCUGUGGCUGCUCUGAAGAACACGUCUGAUAUGGUUUAUCUCAAAGUAGCUAAGCCUGGUCCAGUUCACCUCAACGAGAUCUACGCUCCCCCUGACUAUGCCAGCACUUUCACUGUUGAUAACCAUAUAAGCCAUAACUCCACUCUGGGUGGAUACCUGAGCAGUGUGGAGAGCAAAUCCCCCUACCAGCCCCCUCAAGUCACGCCAUCUAGAUUUUCUCCUGUUCCUCGACACAUGCUGGGAGAAGAGGACUUCACCAGGGAGCCGAGGAAGAUCAUUUUACACAAAGGAUCUACAGGACUGGGAUUUAACAUUGUCGGAGGGGAAGAUGGAGAAGGCAUCUUCGUGUCUUUCAUCCUGGCCGGAGGACCGGCAGACCUCAGUGGAGAACUACGCCGUGGAGACCGCAUUCUGUCCGUCAAUGGAGUAAACCUUCGCAGUGCAACACAUGAGCAAGCUGCAGCGGCACUGAAACGAGCUGGACAGACGGUGACAAUUGCAGCCCAGUAUCGACCUGAAGAGUACAGCCGGUUUGAGUCGAAAAUCCACGACUUGAGGGAACAGAUGAUGAACAGCAGUAUGAGCUCCGGGUCUGGCUCGUUGCGCACCAGUGAGAAGAGGUCACUUUAUGUCAGGGCGCUCUUCGACUACGAUCGCUCUCGGGACAGCUGCCUACCGAGCCAGGGUCUGAGCUUCUCCUAUGGGGACAUCCUGCAUGUCAUCAAUGCCUCUGAUGAUGAAUGGUGGCAGGCCAGACUGGUCACUCCGCACGGGGAGAGCGAGCAGAUUGGUGUCAUCCCCAGCAAAAAGAGAGUUGAGAAGAAAGAGCGAGCAAGACUUAAAACUGUCAAAUUCCACGGACGUUCCGGCAUGGAGUCCAACAGAUCCAUCAAAUCCAAGCGUAAAAAGAGUUUCCGACUGUCCCGCAAGUUUCCGUUUUACAAGAGCCUUGUCCAGGAGACCAACAACGCACAGGCUGUGACAUCCAACACGAGUGACAGCGAGAGCAGCUCCAAGGGACAGGAAGACACUAUUCUAUCCUAUGAGCCGGUGAUCCGACAAGAGAUCCAUUACGCGAGACCCGUCAUCAUUCUGGGCCCAUUGAAAGAUCGGGUCAACGACGACCUCAUCUCGGAGUUUCCCCACAAGUUCGGCUCUUGUGUUCCACACACUACCCGGCCCCGGCGGGAGUCGGAGAUGGACGGUCAGGACUACCACUUUGUCGCUUCUCGGGAGCAGAUGGAGAAGGACAUCCAGGACAACAAGUUCAUAGAAGCCGGCCAGUUUAAUGACAACCUGUACGGCACCAGCAUCCAGUCGGUGCGUGCGGUGGCUGAAAGGGGAAAGCACUGCAUCCUGGACGUGUCCGGCAACGCCAUCAAACGAUUGCAGCAAGCACAACUCUUCCCGAUUGCUAUUUUUAUUAAACCAAAAUCCGUAGAAGCUCUCAUGGAGAUGAACCGAAGGCAAACGUUUGAGCAAGCCCACAAGAUGUUCGAUAAAGCCACCAAACUGGAGCAGGAGUUCGGGGAAUAUUUCACAGGUGAGACCCUUCAGUCUAUGUAUUGUGGCCUUCACAGCACACCGCCCUUCUGUGAGGUCCGGCAGGAGAGUGAGGGGGAGGACGGAGGUCCGGCAGGAGAGUGA